Messenger RNA from Solanum dulcamara, 719 nucleotides. RefSeq lists its product as uncharacterized. NCBI's taxonomy places the organism in Eukaryota, Viridiplantae, Streptophyta, Magnoliopsida, Solanales, Solanaceae. Bases 17 to 487 code for a protein of 156 amino acids. The record is from RefSeq and is a predicted model, not a curated record. The transcript is spliced from 6 exons.
GUAAACACUCCACCGAAUGAUCCAUUCUCCUCCUUUAUUUUGGCUUCCCCUGAUUGGAAGCAAAUUUAACCCACUUCUCCUCAGUCCAGCAGGCAGCAGUAAAGAGAAGAAAAAAAGGGGGGGAGAGAGAGAGAUCAGAAAUAUGGACGAGCAAGAAUUUCGACGUCUUCUUGAGCUCUUCCCAGCCGUUCGCUCUCCAGAUUAUUACCUUGAUUUGGAUGCGUCAAGUCAAUCAACUUCCCAGUCCAAGCAGAAAGAGGAGGUGAAGCAAUUGCAAGAUGGUCAGAAUAAGGGAGGUGUAGUAGAGUCCAAUACUCGAGCAAUGGGCCAUGGUGAAGCAUUUUGGGCCAAACUAAAAGCAACUGCGGAGAAAAAGAUGAAUCCAGCAGAAGCGGAAGAAUUUUGCAAGAAUUUUCGACAAGUUUACUGGAAACUUGUGGACGAAGAACUGAGUUUGGAAGCUGCUCGGAGCUUGCUGAGGUCAUGAAGAUUUUUUUUCUCCCAACUGUUGUUACUUCUAGUCACUUCAUGUUCUGGAUAUAGUUGUUUGUGUGAUAUGUUGAUGUAUUAUUACAUACAUUGAGUUAUAUCUUUUUGUUUUUCUUAGUGAAAUGAUGUUACUCUAUAAAAUACUUUUUAAACUUUGUUUUGUCUAAUGACUAAAGAAGGGUGAAUGAACAAGCACAGAUGUCAUGCAUGACAUUGAAAAUACUUCAGAA